CGUGUCUUCAUUGUGUGUCAUGUCUGCUGUCUUUCUUUCUUCUGCUCCUGUUUUCUGUCGUGCCACGUUGAUCGAACGAUCUUUAGACUGCAGUCUGUCAGCCGCUGGUCGUUCGGUGGCUGUUUCUCGGCUCGUGACGUCAUUGAGUGUUUGCUGAGCUUUUGUCUUGACCUGAACACUCACUCUGGUCUGCAGCACUCUGGAUCAGGUCAGAUCGGACAGACGCACGCGGCACUGGAGCUGGAGAGGCUGCUGACAGCCGCGGGUUUAAUGCAGCAGGAGGACGGCAGCAGCGCAGCAUCUGGCGCGGUUGGUUGCAUUGUGCGUUGAUGACCCCUGCUGUGUAGCCGCCCGCCCGUCCGCUCACCCCCACCCCUCCCGUCUCCCCUCUCUCUUUCUCCAUCACAGCUCCUGGAUCAGCCAUGUUUGGCACCGAGUCCUCAUUGAGCAUGUUCCUCAACACUUUGACCCCUAAGUUUUACGUGGCGCUGACGGGCACCUCAUCCCUCAUUUCAGGACUCAUACUGAUCUUUGAGUGGUGGUAUUUCAGGAAGUAUGGGACAUCAUUUAUUGAGCAGGUGUCUGUCAGUCAUCUGCGUCCUCUGUUAGGCGGAGUUGAUAACAGCUCACCCAACAACUCCAACACCAGUAACGGAGACACCGACUCCAGCCGGCAGAGUGUGUCAGAGUGUAAGGUUUGGCGAAAUCCUCUCAAUCUGUUCAGAGGAGCUGAAUAUAACCGAUACACAUGGGUGACAGGAAGAGAGCCGCUCACAUACUACGACAUGAAUUUGUCGGCACAAGAUCAUCAGACCUUCUUCACGUGUGAUUCUGAUCACCUACGGCCUGCAGAUGCCAUAAUGCAAAAGGCCUGGAGAGAGAGGAAUCCUCAGGCUCGGAUCACGGCCGCUCAUGAAGCUCUGGAUCUGGAGGAUUGUGCGACCGCUUACAUUCUCCUGGCUGAGGAAGAGGCCACGACUAUCGUAGAGGCAGAGAAACUCUUCAAACAGGCGCUGAAGGUUGGAGAGAGCUGCUACCGGCGCAGCCAGCAGCUGCAGCAUCACGGAUCACAGUAUGAAGCCCAGCACAGAAGAGACACAAACGUGUUAGUUUACAUCAAGAGAAGACUCGCCAUGUGCUCCAGAAAGCUUGGCCGCACACGAGAAGCUGUCAAAAUGAUGCGAGAUUUAAUGAAGGAGUUUCCUCUGCUCAGCAUGUUCAAUAUCCAUGAAAACCUGCUGGAGUCUCUUCUGGAGCUGCAGAACUAUGCUGACGUUCAGGCCGUGCUCGCCAAGUAUGACGACAUCAGUUUGCCAAAGUCUGCAACCAUCUGCUACACGGCAGCACUUCUGAAGGCCAGAGCCGUGUCUGAUAAGUUUUCUCCAGAGGCCGCAUCACGGAGAGGUUUGAGCACAGCAGAAAUGAACGCAGUAGAAGCCAUACACAGAGCAGUGGAGUUCAACCCACACGUACCUAAAUACCUCUUAGAGAUGAAGAGUUUGAUACUGCCACCGGAGCACAUCCUGAAGCGUGGUGACAGUGAAGCCAUCGCAUACACCUUCUUCCACCUGCAGCACUGGAAGCGGGUGGAGGGCGCGCUCAACCUGCUACACUGCACCUGGGAGGGAACUUUCAGAAUGAUUCCAUAUCCUCUGGAGAAAGGCCACCUGUUCUAUCCAUAUCCAGUCUGUACAGAGACGGCGGAUAGAGAACUGCUACCAACAGUGUUCCACGAGGUUUCAGUGUAUCCUAAGAAGGAGCUGCCGUUCUUCAUCCUGUUCACCGCGGGUCUCUGCUCCUUCACGGCCAUGCUGGCGCUCCUCACGCAUCAGUUCCCAGAGCUCAUGGGAGUGUUUGCUAAAGCCUUCCUGAGCACCCUGUUUGCCCCGCUGAACUUCAUCAUGGAGAAAGUGGAAAGUAUUCUUCCCUCGAGUCUGUGGCACCAGCUCACGCGGAUCUGAUCUCAUGGAUUUGAAUUAUUAUUGACUGAGGUGCCAAGUUCUUCAGAAGUGCCCGAUAGCCAGAAAACAAGUGAAACACAACCGACAUCAAAUGCAAAAGGAAUUUAUUCCCCCCCUUAAUCUCCUGUAAAUCUUUUCUGUUUAAAACUUUUAAACGCCAUCAGUAUAUUAAGAAAAAAUAAAAUGAUUUCUGUACUGCUGCAAAAAAAAAAAAAAAAACUGUCUCUAUUUUUGAAA
Labeo rohita (rohu) is the source of this 2198-nucleotide messenger RNA. Its product is annotated as suppressor of tumorigenicity 7 protein homolog. Bases 423 to 1961 code for a protein of 512 amino acids. NCBI's taxonomy places the organism in Eukaryota, Metazoa, Chordata, Actinopteri, Cypriniformes, Cyprinidae. The record is from RefSeq and is a predicted model, not a curated record. The transcript has 16 exons. Gene Ontology annotation, molecular function: protein binding.